CGCGUCACUUUGGACGAGCACGAAGAGCAAUAGACGACAGCAAUCUACAGUCAAAGGCUACUCUGAAUCCUGCUUACCAUUCGAAAGGGGCCAGAGUUCAAACCGCUAGUAUGAUCGCGAACCAUCAAGUCUUCACAGAGCCAUGGGCGCACAAAGGUCACAGUAGUGAAGCCAAUGUCAUGCAGCAGUCCUUUCUUCCCUCACAAGGGCCAGCGGAUGUGGCAGCACACGCUGCAGCAGACCCUACAACACACACUACAUCACCUAUCGUCACCGGUACAUCCGUGAUUGGUCUCAAAUUUCAGGACGGUGUCAUGCUUGCUGCGGACAAUCUGGCUUCAUAUGGAUCCAUGGCGCGUUUCAGGAAUAUUGAGCGUUUGAUUCAAGUCGGACCAUACACGACUGUCGGUGUUGGUGGUGAUAUUUCUGAUUUCCAAUAUAUUGAGCGAUUGCUUGAUGACUUGACGAUUCGCGAGCAAGAUGCCGCAGAUGGGCAUGCGUUGCGUCCAGAACACGUUCACGAGUAUCUAAGCAGGGUCAUGUACAAUCGCCGCUCGAAGCAAAAUCCACUAUGGAAUAGCAUGAUUGUUGCUGGCACUGCGCCAGCGCCGAAAUCAAUUAAAGUGGUGGAGCAGGGCAGUACGCCCAAGAAGAGCGAGGGCGCAUUCAUGGCUUUUGUGGACCUGCUCGGUACGACAUACAGCUCACCGGUCAUUGCAACAGGUAUGGGAUCAGCUAUGGCCAUUCCAUUGCUGCGCAAGGCGACAGACAACGAAGCCUGGAAGACAUUAUCGCGCGAAGAUGCACGCAAAGUGGUGGAUGAAUGCAUGAAAGUGCUAUUCUACAGAGACGCACGCAGUCUGAAUAAGUUCUCUGUGGCGACGGUGACGCUUGAGCAAGGUGUGCAAUUUGAGCGCGACCAAAAGGUGGACACGCAAUGGAAGUUUGCAGAGUUUCAAUAUGGCUACAAGUAGCUAUGGAGCACUAGCUGGACGUUGAUACCUAGCCAUGUGUAGAUCAAAUAUCUGGUCUAGACCUCUUGAUACUGCAGGUGGUUUCUGGCCCAGCGAACUUCCCCACAAUGCAACGACAUCUUGAACCCCAUUCACAUCAGUCUACUUGUGGAGCACUUGAAUCGUCCAUAGUCUAUACUAUCCAAGCUAUGUUGCAACCUUCGCAAAAGGCAGAUCCGGCUGUUGCAGCGCUCACCGCCAAGCUUGGUGGUGCAGCAUCCAAUGCCAUGCUCAUGUUACUUCUCUACACCUAGGUGGAAACGUGCUCUGAGGAUGACGCUACAGAGCAGGGGGUUCGGUCAGUCAGCGUUAAGACAAGGAGACUCGCGCUGGACGGCAGCGCCUCCUUGCACGCACGGUAGAACAGGC
Molecule: messenger RNA, 1382 nt
Organism: Protomyces lactucae-debilis
Lineage: Eukaryota; Fungi; Ascomycota; Taphrinomycetes; Taphrinales; Protomycetaceae
Product: nucleophile aminohydrolase
Exons: 1
Coding region: 111-974 (287 amino acids)
Cellular component (GO): proteasome core complex
Source: RefSeq, a predicted model, not a curated record